This is a messenger RNA of Porites lobata, 1621 nucleotides long. The record is from the annotation of a GenBank genome assembly. Lineage: Eukaryota; Metazoa; Cnidaria; Anthozoa; Scleractinia; Poritidae.
UCUGGUCUUAUCCUUCUUGGCAAUGGUUGCUGCAUCGAUCUGUUUAGCCAUGAUGACGAUAUCUACUGACGGUAGUUUUUUCUUUAUUUUUUAUUGCAUUGAUUGUGGCUGAUUCUUAUAAUACACGUUUUUAAACCCUUUGAUCUGAAUUGAUCCAGCCAUCUUUCACUCUAUUUCACUGUAUGCUCUAAUACAUCAUGAAAGUAAAAUCUCAGUAGGAUCGAUAGUUUUGUAGUUUGAAUUUUAGUGACGUCAUGUGAAAACCAACAAUACUGGGAGAGAAAUAAGCGUCUCAAACUCCAUUGGGUUAGCUUAUAGUUGGAAGGAAAUUUAUGUCAGUAAUUUUCAGCAAGUUUAAUUUUUACUGUGGCUCACUUCGAGGACGUAGAUCUGUCUAAAACUCAGCCAUGCAGGUUCCUUGUCUAUAUGGACCGGGGAAAUCCAAGCCAAAACUGAAAAAUGAACUACGCAAACAGCAAAAUACUGUGACACUUUUUGACUGCAAUCAUUUGGCACACGUAAUAAUUCUUAGGCAAAAGCAAAAAUUUAUGUGUUACUGUUCAGUUUUUUCUUUGUGUCGUUUUGUUUUUUAAUUUGAGGGCAAUUUCCGAGUACAAGCUCCCGGGGGCUUGUAUUUAGAGGGGCGAUUUAUGGGAGGGUUUUUUGCGUUGCGAGUUUGGUGGGCUUAUAUUUGGAGGACCUUAUACGGCAUGGAGAGGCUUAUUUCGGAAUUUUACGGUAUUUAUUGAUUCAUUAAUGAUGUUUUAGUUUUUUUGAUUUUGUAAUUUCUUUGCCUAGUUUUUGCAAUUGGGAGUGUUCCGGGGAUCCGACCCGUCAGGGGGUGUUCCGCGGUAUUCUGGGGUGUCCUGAGGGUGUCCCGGGGGUGUUCCUGGUCUUACAGACACUCAAAAUAGAGCCUGAACUAUUUAAUCAUACCCCUGAAUUACAUCGGUUCCUCUUUAGUUGCGCAUGUUGUUAGACAUGCGAAGAGGCGAGUGAGUGUCUUGAUGUGACUGAUUUGCUUGAAAAACCAAGGUGGCCUCGUUACGCUUCUGUCACCACGCUCUUAAGUACUAUUUUCGUUCUUUAACACACGCCAAACAAACAGUCGCUUGCAAAUGAACCUACAUGUACAGCCUCUAACAACAGACCGCAGGCUAGGGAUACAUGAUGCGGCAGUUAGAACUUGAUUGUCGUGAAUUUUGUUAACAACAUUUGACAUUUUCUUUAUUGCCAUAUUGAAACCUUCAACGUAUUUUUGACUUUACAAUUUGAUGACGUCACUGUGAAAAGUAUCUAUUCUAGCUGGUCGUCUUUAAUACCUUAUAAACUCCAUUUAUGGACAUUGUCUAUCACUCAAGCCCAUUUUAUAUAAUUUUCUGUGUAUUUCCGUAUAGAUCGAGUUGAUAGUGCUUGGUCUUUAUGGAGCCCUUGGGGUCCCUGUUCUGUUACAUGUGGGGGAGGAAACCAAAGCAGGGUCCGCGAUUGCACCAAUUCCCCUCCUUCAAGGGGUAGAAAUGCCUGUCUUGGCCGGAGAGUGGAGUCACAAGCUUGCAACCCACAGAACUGCUCCAGUAAGUAUUGAACAGUAGCAUUUGUGCAGGUAAAUUUUUAUUUAAAC